Messenger RNA from Lates calcarifer (barramundi perch), 933 nucleotides. RefSeq names its product thyroid hormone receptor alpha. The transcript has 5 exons. NCBI's taxonomy places the organism in Eukaryota, Metazoa, Chordata, Actinopteri, Centropomidae. Gene Ontology annotation, molecular function: zinc ion binding; nuclear receptor activity; RNA polymerase II cis-regulatory region sequence-specific DNA binding. Gene Ontology annotation, biological process: positive regulation of transcription by RNA polymerase II; retinoic acid receptor signaling pathway; negative regulation of transcription by RNA polymerase II. Bases 307 to 918 code for a protein of 203 amino acids. The record is from RefSeq and is a predicted model, not a curated record.
AUCCCCCUCCACUCUCCAUAUCCCUGAUACCGACAUCCAUCUCCAGCCCCUCCAGCCCCAGGGCCUGCCGAUUUACCUCCGACAUCUUCCACAUCUUGCAGCUUCACACCAAGCAGUACGCUAACCUCAGAGGGGGUCAGCUCCUUUUGGAGACCCCUCCCACCCCCUCCCUCCUAAGCCCCCAGGGACGGGACCCUGUCAUGUUUCACUGACUGACCCCUCCCAACUGGCGAAUGACAAGUGUGCAUCCGAGGGUGGGGCUUGCCUCAGUCUCUCAUAAUUGGCUGCUGGAUGGAAUUAAGGUGAAUGGAACACAUGCCCAAGGAGCAGGACCCUAACCCAUCAGAGGGAGAAGAGAAACGGUGGCUCAAUGGCCCGAAAAGGAAGAGGAAGAACAGCACAUGUUCGAUGAAGAGUGUGUCUGGGUACAUCCCCAGUUACCUCGAAAAGGAUGAGCCAUGUGUGGUGUGUGGCGACAAGGCCACAGGUUACCACUACCGCUGCAUUACAUGCGAGGGCUGCAAGGGUUUCUUCCGUAGGACCAUUCAAAAGAACCUCCACCCCACCUACUCCUGUAAGUACGAUGGCUGCUGCAUCAUCGACAAGAUCACCCGCAAUCAGUGUCAGCUCUGCCGCUUCAAGAAGUGUAUUGCAGUGGGCAUGGCCAUGGACUUGGUGCUGGAUGACUCAAAGCGGGUGGCCAAACGGCGGCUCAUUGAGGAGAACAGGGAGCGACGCAAGAAGGAGGAAAUGGUGAAAACCCUCCAGACCCGUCCAGAGCCCACCGGGGCCGAGUGGGAGCUGAUCCGCCUGGUGACGGAGGCCCAUCGUCACACCAAUGCUCAGGGCGCACAGUGGAAACAGAAGCGCAAAUUCCUGGUAAGAAGACAUCAGAAAAUGAGACAACAUGAUGUGUAGCCACAUACGCUCUGA